Molecule: messenger RNA, 2056 nt
Organism: Sphaeramia orbicularis (orbiculate cardinalfish)
Lineage: Eukaryota; Metazoa; Chordata; Actinopteri; Kurtiformes; Apogonidae
Product: calcium/calmodulin-dependent 3',5'-cyclic nucleotide phosphodiesterase 1B
Exons: 14
Coding region: 118-1677 (519 amino acids)
Biological process (GO): signal transduction
Molecular function (GO): 3',5'-cyclic-nucleotide phosphodiesterase activity
Source: RefSeq, a predicted model, not a curated record
UUGGUGGUUGGGAGAACUUUUCUGCUUACUUAUUGCUUUUCAACAAUUUACCUUUUUUUUUCUUUUAUUGUUUUUUAUUGAACUCUGGGGUCCAUUAGAGCAUAGCUUGAGUGUGGAAUGGCUGAACUGGUGCGAAUCCGUAAGAAACGGCUGCAGAUCCCCAUCUCUAGGUUGAGGAGUAUGCUGAAGCAGCUGGAGGAGAAAGAUGUGGACUUUGAAGAAAUAAAAAAGAACCUGGACGUCACUGCAUCGCUGCUCGAGGCUGUAUAUCUCGACGGAACAAGGCAAUGCUUGGACACAGAGGACGACCUUCAGCGGCUGCAAUCAGAUGGGGUGCCCUCGGAGGUCACUGAUUGGUUGGCGUCCACUUUCACCCAGAGGAUCCGACGACCUGUACGACGGUCAGAUGAGAAACCCAAGUUCCGUAGCAUCGUACACGCAGUGCAAGCUGGGAUAUUUGUGGAGAGGAUGUUCAAGAGGGCCUACACAGCCGCCAUGCCAGACCAACCUGCAGCGGUCGUAAACUGCCUCAGGGAUGUUGACCGCUGGAGCUUUGACGUGUUUGCUCUGAACUCUGCCAGCUCCGAUCAUGCACUACACACAUUGUUUUUUGAGCUGAUCACCAGAUACGAGCUCAACAGCCGUUUCAAGAUCCCAAUCUCGAGCUUGACAGAAUUCCUGUCUGCACUGGAGAGAGGAUACUGCAAAUACAACAACCCCUACCACAGUCAUGUUCACGCUGCAGAUGUGACUCAGACGCUACACUGCCUCCUGCUGCGAUCUGGACUCGUGCACUGGUUGACAGAGCUUGAGGUGAUGGCAUCUUUAUUUGCUGCAGCCAUCCACGACUACGAACACACAGGAACAACAAACAACUUUCACAUUCACACAAAGUCAGAAUUUGCACUGAUCUACAACGACCGGUCGGUACAGGAGAGCCAUCACCUGAGUGCAGCGUUUCGUCUGCUGCAGGAGGACCAAAUGAACAUCUUCGUUAAUUUGUCACGGGAGGAAUGGAUGGAACUGCGAUCGCUGGUAAUAGAGAUGGUGUUGUCCACAGACAUGUCCUCCCACCUACUCCAAGUCAAAGCAAUGAAAUCAUGUAUACAGCAACAAGAACGGAUUGACAAGCCCAAAGCACUGUCUCUGUUACUCCACACAGCUGACAUAAGCCAUCCAUCCAAGCCCUGGGCACUGCAUUCACGUUGGACCAAAUCCUUGAUGGAAGAGUUUUUUAGGCAGGGUGAUAGAGAGGCGGAGCUCGGCCUGCCCUUCUCUCCUCUGUGUGAUCGAAAAAGUACGCUGGUAGCUGAGUCCCAGAUUGGUUUCAUAGACUUCAUUGUGUACCCUACAUUCUCUCUGCUGACGGACAUGGCUGAAAAGAUUGUUAUCCCAUUAGUGGAGGAGAACCCAGGUCCACCUGACCCCUGCAACAGACACAGUAAUCUUUGGAAGGAGAGCUCCAGAGGUCUGCAGUGGAGUCUCGCCCACAUCACAGCCGAGCUGGUGAGCUUCCGCUCCACUUGGACACGACACACUGAGGACAACAAGCUCAAAUGGAAAGAAACUAGCUCCAAUGGAUUUUCAGAUUCCAGUGUGACAAAAGAGGCAAGAUCCAGACACGAGGAGCUGUCAGAAAAAUCUCUUCAAGACUCCACUAAAGCUACAACACAGUAGACAGGACUUCAUCUGUGACAUGUGUUAUUUAAUAGGAUAUCUAUAAAGGUAAAAUGACUUUAGCAUUGAGUCACUGUUUAUGAUGAAAACACAAUGCUUUUUUUAUAACUGUUAGAAAAACAGGAUGGUGACAACUGAGGUGGAGGAGGAAAGUUAAGAUCAUCUUCCCACACGAGAUGCUGCGUAAUCACAGAAAACUGUCCUCAUGUCUUAUUUUAAAUGUAGUAUACAAAGAUAAUUUAAACAGUGUACAUGCUGGCCAUGUUAUACAGUAUAGUCUAGAGCAGUAAUUUAAUUUGCCACCUAAACACCUGUAAGAGCAUUUUACUUUUUGUAGUUUAUACUGUACACCAUCAAGUAACCGUGCAAUAAACUAUGG